CAGCCCCGCUACACUCAAUUGCAACAUUGCUUCACCGACGCAAUUCACCCAUCGAACCCGCUUGAACACCAGCAAUUGUCUCUUGCCAUACGAUUGAGUCCCUCGCCCAACCUCACGGCCCGAGAUAGCACACAAGCAUUAGUGUUAUUCAAACGCACAAGCAGAGCGUCAAUCCCACCAUGACCUCCACAACGCCUCAGUACGAGCCUUCGUCAGGCCGCCGCUCUGGCUCGCGCUCUCGACCCCCCUCCCGUUCCCAGACACCUCUCCGGCCCUCCUCGCGGUCCUCCCUCCGAGAGUCGAGUCAGCGCGCUGCGGGACCAUACAAUACUGCUACGCCGCUAGACGCCCUCGAGCCCGCAUUUGCGGACUUGUCAGAUUCAAUGGCCGAUCUGGAGAACAACUUCAUGCAUCUCCAGCUGAUGCACGAGAGCUUGGCGCGGUUCAGUGAGAGCUUUGCGGGAUUCCUCUAUGGGAUGAACAUGAAUGCUUUCUGUGUGGACUUUCCGGAGGCGCCCGUCCCCGAAUCUUUCAAGCAAGCACAGAAACAAGCCGCGCUAAACGCCUCCUUCACCAUGUCAGGGCCUCCUCCGCGUGAACACGAUCCGGAAGCCACCUUCCUGUAAGACCGCCUCCUUAACAUCCCUCCCUACCCCUCUCACCAGUCCAAUCAAUGCCAUUGGAUCGAUCACCAAGAUCUAAUCAGCCGUUCUGGACGCGUCACCACCAUCCCGAGACUGACUUAUCAUAGCACAAACGAUACCUCCUUCGUUG
Molecule: messenger RNA, 774 nt
Organism: Mytilinidion resinicola
Lineage: Eukaryota; Fungi; Ascomycota; Dothideomycetes; Mytilinidiales; Mytilinidiaceae
Exons: 2
Coding region: 180-626 (148 amino acids)
Biological process (GO): mitotic sister chromatid biorientation
Cellular component (GO): mitotic spindle pole body; DASH complex; mitotic spindle
Source: RefSeq, a predicted model, not a curated record